CAGUUUUUUGCUGCACAAUCCUGCGAAGAUGACUUCAGACUGGGGUGAGAAGUCCACUGCAGACCUGAUGAGCAGGUACGUCUCCAAAGAGACGGGAUGUGGCGUGCCCGAGGAGGGUUGGCGGAUCUGUCUGGCACACGAGUUCAAGGAGAAGAGGAAGCCCUUCCAGGCCAAAGACGUCUCGCUGUCCAAUGUUCUGGAGCACGUCGGCCUUGGGAUCAGGUAUCUGAAAUGGUGGUACAAGAAGACACAGGUGGAAAAGAAAGCUCCGUUCAUCGACAUGUUUCGUGCUCAGCCCUUGCGCCAAAUAUACGGCGCUCCGCUCGGCGGUAUCGGAGGAGGAACCAUCACGCGAGGCUGGAGGGGGGAGUUCUGCAGAUGGCAGCUCAACCCUGGAAUGUACCACUACAAAACGGUCACGGCGGACCAGUUUACGGUGUGUUUGCGGCGAGGUGGCCAAACGGUUUACCAGCAGGUGCUCUCUGUGGAGCGCCCGCCCACACUACAAGGCUGGAACUGGGGUUACUGUGGGGAGUACGCUUUCUACCACGCCCUGUACCCCCGAGCCUGGACCGUCUACCACCUGCCGGGACAGAAUGUGACGCUCACCUGCAGACAGAUCUCCCCCGUCAUCCCACAUGACUACAAGGACUCGAGCCUCCCCGUGGCGGUGUUUGUGUGGGACAUAGAGAACAAGAAUGACUUUGCACUCGAGGUCUCCAUCAUGUUCACCGUGGUCAACGGGUCGGGACACAAGGACGACAAGAGCGGGGGACACUGGAACGAACCAUUCCACCUGGAGAAGGAGGGGGAGGCCGUGUCCGGGGUCUUACUACACCACUGCACUACAGUGAACCCUUACACCCUGAGCAUCGCAGCCCGAGAGCAGCCUGACAGGAUGGUCAGUCACCAGACGGCGUUCAGUCCAAAGGGAACCUGCAGCGGCCUGUGGAGUGACCUCAUCACUGAUGGACGGCUGGACUCUCCUACAGGCUCGAGCCCACCGUCGCCUAAAGGAGAGAAGGUGGCGGCAGCGUUGGCCGUGGGCUGCUCCGUGCCAGCUCAGGGUCACAACGCGGUGGAGUUCUGCCUGGCCUGGGACAUGCCCAAGAUCACCUUCGGCUCAAGGGAGAGAGAGCACAUCAGGAGAUACACUCGUUACUUUGGUACUCAAGGCGACGCGUCCCCCUCGCUCAGUCACUACGCACUCACUCACUACAGACGCUGGGAGAGGAGCAUUGAGGAGUGGCAGAGACCCAUCCUGCAGGACAGUUCUCUCCCCCACUGGUACAAGUCGGCUCUGUUUAACGAGCUGUACUUUGUGGCCGACGGGGGGACGGUGUGGACCGAGCUGCCGGAGGAUGCCGACGUCAGCGGCGGCAUCCGCAGCGAGGACGGGGGGCUUCCAGCUCAGCCUGACGUCAUCAAGGAGUACGGACGAUUCGCCUACCUGGAAGGUCAGGAGUACAGAAUGUACAACACAUACGACGUGCACUUCUACGCCUCCUUUGCUCUCAUCAUGCUGUGGCCCAAACUCGCCUUGAGUUUGCAGUAUGAUAUAGCCGGCAGUGUGGUCAGUGUAGACCCCACAGAGAGGCUCCACCUGAUGAGCGGCAUUCACUCUCCUGUAAAGGCCAAAAACGUGGUGCCUCACGACAUCGGAGACCCAGACGACGAGCCCUGGCAGAGGGUGAACGCCUACCUUAUCCACGACACUGCAGACUGGAAGGACCUGAACCUGAAGUUCGUCCUGCAGGUCUACAGGGACUUUCAUCUCACGCGGGACACGCAGUACCUCCGGGACAUGUGGCCAGUCUGCCAGGCUGUGAUGGAGUCGGAGAUGAAGUUUGACCUGGAUGGAGAUGGACUGAUAGAGAACUCUGGCUAUGCAGACCAGACUUACGACGGUUGGACUGUGACUGGACCAAGUGCGUACUGUGGCGGGCUGUGGUUGGCGUCCCUGUGUGUGAUGUGCAAGAUGGCUCGACUGGUGGACAGCGAGGAGACAUUCCAACGCUACAGGGACAUCCUGGACAGAGGCAGCGCUGCUUUUGAUAAACUGCUGUGGAACGGCAAAUACUAUAACUACGACAGCAGUGGGAGAGACCUUUCUAACAGUGUCAUGUCUGAUCAGUGCGCUGGUCACUGGUUCCUGAGAGCUUCCGGACUUGGAGACGGAGAAUACCAGGCUUUUCCCAAAGAAAAAAUCCAGAGCGCUCUUAAAUCUGUCUUCGACUUGAAUGUGAUGAGCUUUGCUGGGGGUCAGAUGGGGGCGGUUAACGGCAUGCGUCCUGAAGGAGUGGUGGACCGCUCCAGUGUUCAGUCAGACGAGGUCUGGAUUGGAGUGGUGUAUGGACUGGCUGCCACUAUGAUCCAUGAGGGUAUGCAUGAGGAGGGUAUGCGCACAGCAGAGGGUUGUUAUCGGACUGUUUGGGAGAGGCUGGGCAUGGCCUUCCAGACUCCCGAAGCUUACUGCGAGAAGGGCAUCUACCGCUCCCUGGCAUACAUGCGGCCUCUGAGCAUCUGGGCUAUGCAGCUGGCCCUGAACACUUCAAAGAAGGAUCAGAACACAUCGGACCAGAACGGAGCAUCAGACGGGGAGCAAGGACAGGAUCUGAGAGAGUCAGAGCUCGGACCUGAGAAGUAGGACUGGUGUGAUUUAGACAAGUACCGCCGGUUCCUUUGAAACCCCCCCAGGCAGACGCGAUUCUCAUCUACACACCAAACCUCGAUACAGAACACAAAUUUGACCUUCUUAAUGUUUAGAAUGCUUCAAAUGUUUUGUUAUUUGAGGCUUCAAGUCAGAACUUAAAUGGUUUUUUUUUGCCCAACAAAGUCGGUAGCUACUGUAGAUCCUGAUCAGAUGUAGAGUUUAAGAGUUUUUUAAGGGACUGAAAAUGGUUUCUGAUUUUUUAAGUUAUGGUGGCAGCCAUGCAUUAUCGAAAUCAUAGCCAGUGAGCGUUUGCUGAUUUCAAAUAGACCUUGUUUUUAGACAACAUACUGUUUAUUUGCACUACAUUUCCUGAUCAUGUCAAACGCCAUGAUUAGAAACUUUUCAUGCUAACUAUUUGAGGACUGUUAAUUAUUACAUCAGCCACAUGUACCGGUAGUCAUUACUGUAACAGUUGAAAUGACACCAGUGGACUGUUAAAUAAAGCUGUAUUUGAAUUACUUCUCAAUCAGAAAUGUGGAUAUUUGUAAAAGAAAAGGUUUCACUUUUCCUUGACCUAAAUUUGAAUGCUGUACUAAAUGAGAUCAUGUGUGAUGGAAAUUGUUUUAUUUUAUUUGAUAGAAAUUGGUGCCUUGCUGCAUGUUGGCCUAUGUCUACAGUAUAUUCAUGUAGCGGCAAGCGUUUUAUAAAAUACUCAUGACAAUCAUGUGGAAUAAAUUAACUAAAUAAGAUCAAACAGAAGGUUGUGUUUUGAAUUAAACGUACUGUUAAGAGU
Messenger RNA from Labrus mixtus (cuckoo wrasse), 3446 nucleotides. It is a transcript of the gene gba2, whose product is annotated as glucosidase, beta (bile acid) 2. The record is from RefSeq and is a predicted model, not a curated record. Gene Ontology annotation, biological process: glucosylceramide catabolic process; central nervous system development; carbohydrate metabolic process. The transcript is spliced from 17 exons. Gene Ontology annotation, molecular function: beta-glucosidase activity; glucosylceramidase activity. Gene Ontology annotation, cellular component: membrane. Bases 29 to 2647 code for a protein of 872 amino acids. Lineage: Eukaryota; Metazoa; Chordata; Actinopteri; Labriformes; Labridae.